AUGGGUAUUUUCCAGUGGGUUCGAUAUUUUGAAGAUGGCACAAGGCAGCCUAUUGAAGGUGCUACGAUGUAUGAGUACAUGGUUACGGCUGAUGCUGUUGGCGCUCAUCUUGCUGCAGAAUGCUUUCCUAUGGAUGAUAUUGGUCGACAGGGUGAUUUGGUGAGGCCGUUUGUUAAUAGUGAGUACAAGAUAACUUCUGAUGAAGACAUACAGAAUUACAUCACUAUUUGUAUUUCGGUGGGGAGAGCCGACUUUGAUGUUUUUGUUUUGGGAUAUUCUCCUGAUGAAUGGAAAAAGGCGACAUUGGUGCUUACACAAACCGGAUAUCAAAUUAACUUCAGCCAUAAGAAUGAAGCUGUAAUUGACCACAAAUAUACACCAAAUCUACAUAUAGAAGUUCCCAAUGGACGAACUACUCAGUUUGUUUUAUUAACUUCUGGGGGUGUAAAUCAUACAUUCGAGACACGAGGAGUAACAGGGCACAAUGACGUGGAUAACGACGUUAGGCUACGUGAUCUAAUCAUAUUGGUCCUGAGAACUUUCCAAUAUAAGGCUGACGAGGAAGGUGCGAUUGUCAGUGCGUUAUCAAAUGUUAUUGCUGCUGUUGAUCCUUGGAGGAGAUAGAUUUUUGCUUGGAUUUCAAUACCGGAAGCACAGAUUAUUUUUCUAAUUUAAACAUUCAGGUGUCUGUCUCUCCUUAUUUUUCUUGUGAAACACGUUUGAGAGCUCUCUGUUGACACUAGAUUUUGGCAAGGAAAACUACUUAAUUAAGGUGGCUUCAAAUGAAGAAAUGAUCUACAUAAAAAAUUUACGUAUUGUCGACAUGAACAUCUUCGAAGUUUGGUCCAUCGCUAUCCAAUCUUAUCUCGAGGGCCGAAACUAUGCUCAAAGUACUAAGAUUUGGUAUUCAGAGUAUUAUUCGGCCAAUUCAGCCUCCAAGAC
Molecule: messenger RNA, 942 nt
Organism: Aegilops tauschii subsp. strangulata
Lineage: Eukaryota; Viridiplantae; Streptophyta; Magnoliopsida; Poales; Poaceae
Source: RefSeq, a predicted model, not a curated record